Brassica oleracea var. oleracea is the source of this 678-nucleotide messenger RNA. Its product is annotated as ran-binding protein 1 homolog c. Gene Ontology annotation, molecular function: GTPase activator activity. The record is from RefSeq and is a predicted model, not a curated record. Gene Ontology annotation, cellular component: nuclear pore; cytoplasm. Lineage: Eukaryota; Viridiplantae; Streptophyta; Magnoliopsida; Brassicales; Brassicaceae.
UGCAGAGCGCACACAGUACAGUAGUCUAGUCACACACCACUUUUUGACAGUUCCAUAGAGAAAAUGGCGAGCACUGAGCCAGAGCACGAGCACCGCGAAGAAGAUGCGGAAGUCCACGAAGCUGAGGACACCGGAGCUCAAGUAGCUCCGAUCGUCAGGCUCGAGGAAGUUGCGGUCACAACCGGCGAGGAAGACGAAGACGCCGUCCUUGAUCUGCGCCAAUCACCUCAUGGGAAUGAAAAGUCGUGUUUAUGGCACGCUACCGAUUUUUACGGCGAGUUGAAGGAUGAACUCUUCUGCAUUAGAUUUGCGUCUAUUGAGAAUUGCAAAACGUUUAUGGAGAAGUUCACUGAAAUAGCUGAAAGCCAGCAAGUAGGGCAAAGAUAGCAAGAUGAUGGGGACGAAGCUGCUGGUUUACUUGAGAAUCUCUCGGCUGUUGAUAAAAAAACUGAAGAAAAGACCAAAGAAAAAGGAGAAGGAGAAAGCCCUGCAAAGGAAGAGAGAGAAACAAACAAGGAAGAAGAAGAAGAGAAGAAAACGGACGUGAACACCUGAUCACAUUACGUCACAAUGAUUACUCUAUUAUCAUAUAAUAUAUGCUCUGGCAUCGAACAUGAUGGUUGCUUUAAAAGGAGUCAUUCCUUUGUCAUCUCUAAAAGUUUGACUCUUUGCCCUCUG